AGGUCAUGGCUUCUGGCUUCUCGGACCUGAGGCUCCAGCGGAGGAAAUGACUGGCAGGGAUCUUGCUCCACGCCUGUUACGGAGACUGAACCUUCACAGGGCACGAACUUGCCCAGCACAGGAACAUCUCUCUCUUUGAAGGGCUUUACAGUUGCCACAAAGACUGUAAAGAUGGCGACUUCAUCUAUCAGACGGCAAAUGAAAAAUAUUGUGAACAAUUACUCGGAAGCUGAAAUAAAAGUGCGGGAAGCCACCUCCAAUGACCCGUGGGGCCCGUCCAGCUCCCUGAUGACCGAGAUCGCCGACCUGACCUACAACGUGGUGGCCUUCUCGGAGAUCAUGAGCAUGGUUUGGAAACGCCUCAACGACCACGGCAAGAACUGGCGGCACGUGUACAAGGCGCUCACACUGCUGGACUACCUCAUCAAGACGGGCUCUGAGCGCGUGGCCCAGCAGUGCCGGGAGAACAUCUUUGCCAUCCAGACGCUGAAGGACUUCCAGUACAUCGACCGAGACGGCAAGGACCAGGGCAUCAACGUGCGUGAGAAGUCCAAGCAGCUGGUGGCCCUCCUCAAGGACGAGGAGCGGCUGAAGGCUGAGAGGGCCCAGGCUCUCAAAACCAAAGAGCGCAUGGCCCAGGUCGCCACGGGCAUGGGCAGCAACCAGAUCACUUUUGGCCGCGGCUCCAGCCAGCCCAACCUCUCCACCAGCUACUCGGAGCAGGAGUACGGCAAGGCCGGGGGGUCGCCAGCUUCCUACCACGGCUCCACUUCCCCGAGGGUGUCCUCCGAGCUGGAGCAGGCCCGGCCGCAGACGAGCGGAGAGGAAGAGCUACAGCUUCAGUUGGCACUUGCCAUGAGCCGAGAAGUAGCUGAGCAGGAAGAACGCCUCAGGCGGGGUGACGACCUCAGAUUACAGAUGGCCCUAGAAGAAAGCCGAAGAGACACGGUUAAGGUUCCAAAAAAGAAGGAGCAUGGCUCCCACCCACAGCAGACCACUCUGUUGGAUUUAAUGGACGCCCUCCCCAGCUCAGGCCCUGCUGCCCAGAAAGCAGAGCCCUGGGGCCGGUCAGCCUCAGCUAACCAGACAAACCCUUGGGGCGGGCCGGCGGCCCCAGCCAGCACUUCAGACCCCUGGCCACCGUUCGGUGCCAAGCCAGCUGCCUCCGUGGACCCGUGGGGCGUGCCCACUGGCAGCAGCACACACUCCGGGCCCAAGGGCUCAGACCCCUGGGCGGCCCCGCAGCAGGCUGCCCCCAGUGCCGGGAAAACAGCGGAUGCCUGGGCCGCAGCCUCGGCCGCCAAGCCCGUCUCGUCCUCUGGGGCCUUUGAUCUCUUCAGUAAUUUGAAUGGUACAAUUAAAGAUGACUUUUCUGAAUUUGACAACCUCCGGACUUCAAAAAAAACAGCUGAGGCCGUGACCUCGCCACCGUCCCAAAACAACGAAACUACAAGCCCCGACCCCUUUGAGUGCCAGCCCCUGACCGCCGCCUCAAGCAAGCCCAGCAGUGCCCGGAAAACACCCGAGUCCUUCCUGGGCCCCAACGCGGCCCUGGUCAACCUGGACUCACUGGUGACCAGGCCAGCCCCGCCGGCCCAGUCCCUCAACCCUUUCUUGGCACCAGGUGCAGCCGCCGCCUCUGCCCCUGUCAACCCCUUCCAGGUGAACCAGCCCCAGCCGCUGACGCUGAACCAGCUGCGGGGGAGCCCAGUCCUGGGGACCAGCACGUCUUUUGGGCCCAGCCCAGGUGUGGAGCCCAUGGCUGUGGCCUCCAUGACCUCCACGGCCCCACACCCGGCCCUGGGGGCCAGUGGUUCCUCCCUGACGCCACUGGGCCCCGCCUCGAUGAACAUGGUGGGCAGCGUGGGCAUCCCCCCCUCGGCAGCUCAGGCCGCCGGCACAACCAACCCUUUCCUUCUCUAGUGCCCGGGCCUGGGACCCACCACAGAGCGAAUGCCCAGAGCCUCUAUGCCUGAGGACGCCGAGCAGGGACUCUCGAUUGUGG
This is a messenger RNA of Odobenus rosmarus divergens (Pacific walrus), 2005 nucleotides long. RefSeq names its product epsin 2 (gene EPN2). Bases 172 to 1923 code for a protein of 583 amino acids. Gene Ontology annotation, cellular component: clathrin vesicle coat; endosome; plasma membrane. The transcript has 8 exons. NCBI's taxonomy places the organism in Eukaryota, Metazoa, Chordata, Mammalia, Carnivora, Odobenidae. Gene Ontology annotation, biological process: endocytosis. The record is from RefSeq and is a predicted model, not a curated record. Gene Ontology annotation, molecular function: phospholipid binding; clathrin binding.